AUGGGACGGGGUCAGGUGCUUCCUGAUCCAAUCCCAUCUAUCCCUCCUGGCAAAUCCAUCAUCUCAUUGCCUGCAGAACUUUCUUCCAUUAGGCGCAGUCCGGACCCUAACAGCAUCGAUGGAAGCAACUGGUUUGACCCGACUCUCCUUGAUAACGAAUUCGGUACAGCCGAAGGCAUCAAAGAACUCCAGACCAUCGCGAAAUACUUCAGUGUUCCACGCGUGGAAGAUGAUCUCCACGUCUUUCUUAAUGCAAUGAACCUACGGCUGCCUCGAUCUUGUGGAUGGAUUUGGCCGCUUCUCUCCCAAUUCGACAAGAACGCAGGGAAAGAUGUCGCGGUUUUCCUCCUAUGGUGUCCAAUUCAUCUUACACGCCUUGAUGAGCCUGGAGAAUGUUUCACUAAUGACUUUAUUGCUGGUCUGCAGACCUUACUUAGCCCUCCAUGGCCUCGAUUCACUCUUGGUAGAUUUACGAAAACAAUGCCGCCGCUCAACCGAUAA
This is a messenger RNA of Clonostachys solani, 501 nucleotides long. NCBI's taxonomy places the organism in Eukaryota, Fungi, Ascomycota, Sordariomycetes, Hypocreales, Bionectriaceae. The record is from the annotation of a GenBank genome assembly.